AAACACUACCUAAUAGCCCCCAAAGCCACGCCGAAUCUUCAUCCUCAGUCAGGGUCUUAGUGGAACGAACACAUCUGGCUAGUCCUGACGAGGCAGUGACGAGGAUGAGGGUGCGCUUUCCUUACUUGGAAAGCGGUGGCUUUACCGUGGACCUUUUCCUCCCUCUCCGUCCUCUCUCCCUCCCUCUUCCUCUAUCAUCAUACCAUGUCUUCAGCAGUCUCAACAGCAUCGUGUUGUGGGUGGUGGUGGCCGGGCAUCUCGAUUGCUGGCGACAUUUUCUCUCGCGCGUCGUGGUGUUUUCUACAAGGGGAAUCGGCUCUAGAGUGGUUAUUCACGUCUGGUAGACGUAACGAACCAACGCCAUUGAAACGAUAUCCGUAGCGGUCAAAACAAUCAAUCUCAAGCCUCAACGUGCGCGAGGGCGCAUAACCUGAUGGGAGCGUAACUCCCUGCAUUCCGCGAACGCGGGCG
This is a messenger RNA of Aspergillus brunneoviolaceus CBS 621.78, 471 nucleotides long. RefSeq lists its product as uncharacterized. The record is from RefSeq and is a predicted model, not a curated record. NCBI's taxonomy places the organism in Eukaryota, Fungi, Ascomycota, Eurotiomycetes, Eurotiales, Aspergillaceae. The coding region runs from base 105 to 344 and encodes 79 amino acids. The transcript has a single exon.